UGCAGAUUCACGUAGAUAUAAAAUUGUCAAGACUAAAGUAAUGAACAGAAAUACCAAGUUUGGCAGCCUGUUUGUGAACAAAGAUUUCAGCAGUCCAUUAGACUGGAAUCGCAGGAGCAUGCUUCGUCCAAAUAUACUUUCAGAGAUUGUUGGGGAUUUGACUUCAUCGUUUACUCCUGGCCGUCCAGUUUUGGUUGGCAAAUACGCUGCACUCCGGCGGACAGCUUCUUUCUUUUUCUCCCGCAGUUUGCAGCGGCAUGGAGACUCGUCCGUAUCAUCCAAGCCAUGUCCCACACCCCUUGCGUCUGGCUCAAAGCUCUCUGAUGCAACAUAAUCUCGUAGCAUUGUUGGCGCCCUUCAGUAGGCUUUCUUCAAUCAGCAAACAAGGGGCCAUUUAGAAGCACCUUUCUUGGAGUUGAGCUAUUGACUUACCUUCCUCUGGAGGCCGGCUUAAAAGACAAAGCAAAAAGCAUCUCUCGGUUCCUCUGUUACUUGCAUGGCAGCAGCUUAUUCCAUCUUCAUGCAUAUGUGAAGGAGUUCUGCCGCACAAACGCACUUCGCAGGGGUCUUUCCUAGCCGCUUCUCACAGCUUGUCAUCGUUGGUUGCUUCGAAUCUGCAUGAGCGGGAGGAAAAUGGAAUUCGUUCGAGAAAAGUGAAAGAGCAAUUGUCAAUGCAACUGGAGGAUCAGGUAAAAAUCACACAGAGAGUAUUCAAGCACUUGAGUGGAAAUCCAAUAUUAGUGUGAUGAAUCCUAGGCCUGAUGUUUUUGUAUCUUUAACUGAGGCCACUCCCAUAAUGGAUCAGUCACAACUCUUUCUAGUAAGGAUAGGAACUGGUGCAUUAUCACCUACAACUGUGUCGCUGAAACCGGGGCAGGUUGUUUCUGGAGUUCCUAAUGGUGAAGGUUCUAAGGAGUUGAUUGCCAGUAUGCCACUAUUGGGAUCACAGAGGGUAGGCUGAAGGUCGUUGGAGGGAACAAUAUUGAAAGCCUUAUGGUCUGGGAGCUGGAGAACAAACACUUGUCUUCCAUAUUAAAAGGGGAGUCAAACCUACUCACAUUUUAUGCCAGCUGACUUUCAAAGGCUGCUUUGCUUGAAGGGACAGUUGCUGAAGCUGCAGAGGAUCCAUUUGCAAGAAUUAAAGCAACAACACCAUUAAGAAAGCUGUUGUCGAUUGAACGCAGCCCUCCAAAUGAUGAGUUUCGUGAGCAGGCUACCUGGGCUUCAGGAAAGGUUUCUUGUGGUGCCCCAAGUUGUAGCGAUCAAGGUCUUGGUCAUGGUGCAAUACUACCAUUGCUAGUUCAGUCAAAUGAGCAUUCAGAGCUUUUUAUGUUGACAAAUUCUACAAGGACUUUAUCAAACUUAUGGCGAUGCAGGCCACCCACUCCAUUUGCCCUGGUCAAAGGUGUAUUGUCAGUUUAUCAGCCAUUCAUCCAUAUGAAAGAGGAAGAAGUUUGGACUCAAGUUUGCUGGACAAUACCUAAUAUCACUGCUGGGACUAGAAAUUUUACAAGUGCAAUUAUUGCGGCAACUAUCAUUAUUCCUUUGGUACACUUCCUUCAUGAUGUAGAAGUUGACAACAAGAAAGAGGCUGCAGGAGCUAUCUCUAAGGCCACCUCGGGAGGCUCUCAUGAUCACAUUAGGUGCUUGGCUAGAACGGCUGCAUUAAGAUGCUUUACGAUCUCUUGUUCUGUCAGGAUAAAAAAAUUGUUACUAUCUGCAUUCAAAGGGUCCAGAACAUUCUAAAAGUAGGCGAAGCGGACAAGGAAAUGGGGUUGAAUAGUGGGAUCCAGUUAUAUGUGCAGAUGGUUGACAAUUAUGAAGUACUAGACAAGACUGCAAAUUUCCAGAUUCAGGACAACAAUGUGAUCUACGAAAAGGCUGUGAAGACCUUAGAAAAAUGCUUGUCUCGGAAGUGAUAAUGAAGGUUCAACUAUCGAAGCUAAAGGUUCAGAAGAAGCUGAAGUACUGGGAAGGCAGAGGAGCAAGGAUAAAGCGUACUGCAUGGCUGUUCUUACUCAGUUACUCCCCACCUUGAGGACAAGGUGGUUUGUCAAAGGGAGGAGUACUAGUAAUAAGUAUAAUACUACGUAUUAGUCUUUCAAUAUUGUACAAUAAAAGGAGUUUAGGCCCUGAAUUAAAUAGCAAGUGGGCUGGCCCAAAUGAAAAAAGAAUAAAUAGGAGUAGAAUGGGCAGGCAGAAAUUGGGAACGGAUCUGGGACUCUUGGGAGAGAUAGGCACUCUCGAACUUGCCUCUAUAUUUCUUCUAUUACGUUCUUCUGUUGCUUUGUAUUUCCUUGAUUGAAUAUACUACUGUUUUGACUGUUUGGAUUGAUACCUAUCAAUAACCCAGUCCAAAGUGAUCCUUCCCUACCAAUAAAAAGACUUACUCCAUUUAUAAAUAUGUUUAUAUUUUCUGCAGUAAUGCCGGUACAACACGAAGUUUUCGUACAGGCCAGUACAUUAUAUAUGACUUGCACCCAUAUUUCAUAUCCAAUUUGGUUAUUCUUAGUUUCGUGACACCUCUGUAGCACAAUCCCCAAACGAUUUGUUUGUAAUAGUAUGCAUUUGGUUUGGUUUCACUCAAAAGUUUAUUUCUGUUCCAUUUUUAUUCCCAUCUUCCACCACUUUUGUUGUUAUUGUACUUUACAGAUCCAAUCUUGACAUGUUUUUUGUAUUAUAACAAUGACAUCCAAGCCUAAGACCCAAAAGAGUUUGGGGUCAACUAACAUGAAUCUACAAAUUGGAGUUGAAAGGGAAUGGUUUUUUAGUUUACGGAUCCAAUUGACAUGUUUUUUAUAUUAGAAUAAAAAUAAUUCAGAUCUAAUGUGAAUUUUGCAGUUGAGGUGUAGUGUUUCUAUCAAGUGAAAAAAAAAUCAAUGUAUUGAAACAAAACCAUUGAAAAGUCUAUUAAUUAUUGAGGUUCUACACAACAACACAUAGUGAGUUAUUUAUGAUUUGAGCUUUUACUCAGAUUGAAAUGCCACCUCUACUUCUCAAUAUCAUUGAUUGAAAGAGUUAUUUAUGACCUGAGCUUUACACAGAUUGAGUAAACUAUUUUUUUUUUCAAAAUCAGUUUUUGAAUUUCAGAAGUUGAUGAAAUUUUACAUGAUUGCUGGAUAGUAUUUGAAACGUAUUUGGUUGAUAGAUUUAAUUUCUAUUGUUUGUUGAAGCUAUGCCUAUCAUUUUUAUGUGAUGUUAAUGGAUUAUGGAUGACUGGGAGAAGAAUUUUUACAUAAGUGCAGUAGUUGGAGCCAUUAAGGGGAGCUCAAAUGUAUUAUUCAAAGGGUUUAUGGACCUCUGUUUCAAUGCCUUUAGAGUACUUCAAUCAAAGUAAUCAAUUUUGUUCUUCAAAUGUUUGGUACUCGGUAUUUGCAGCAAUCAUACUAAGUUGAUGAAUCAUUUUGCAAGUGGGUAAACAAUUGUUCCAAAAGGUGGAACCUCCCAACCCAGGAGCCCCCACCCCGACCCGACAGGAUGGUGGGAAGGUUAGUCACGGUGACUCAGUCAGCAGAAUGGUAGUAGGCCCAUACAUCCGUGCGCACCAGAGGCCUAGUCUUAUUUCAGGUUCUGUGACCUCCACCCGGUCGCUGCGGGGAUUCGAACCUUGGUCCAUUGUUCCAAAUCUCCCAUCACUCGACCAACUGAGCUACCCGUGCGGGUUGCAAGUGGGUAAACAAAAAAUGGAGGAAAGGAUUUUACAUGACAGAUAUGGCAACAGUUGGAAGUAGAUGGGCUUUUGUGGGGUUGGCCUCUCUGAUCAGGUUGAAUUGAAGAUGAAAAUAUAAAUUGCUUAAACUUAAGAAGGUUGAAGAGGCAAUGAACUACCAAGAAAGGCUCAAUCGCACUAGCUCGGUUGUGAAUGUAAGUAAGGUUGUAUUAUGCGCUAGAAUGGUUAGAUAUAAUAAGUUCUCCCUGAAAGAUAAUACGUUUGGCAUCUUAGAAAACGCCAACAAUUCAGUGCCUUUCUCUGAAGUUUAUGAUUGGACUGCUUUCCUUUUCACUCUUACUUAAACAAGAUUUUAUGCU
Cuscuta europaea is the source of this 4029-nucleotide messenger RNA. NCBI's taxonomy places the organism in Eukaryota, Viridiplantae, Streptophyta, Magnoliopsida, Solanales, Convolvulaceae. The record is from the annotation of a GenBank genome assembly.